GGCAGGCAGACGCCGAGGUCCGCGGGUGGGCUGUGGCUGCACGAUGCGGGUAGCGUCGUGGUGGCCGAGGCCACGGCCGGACCUUUCGCGACUCUAGCGGCUCUCAGGCGGCCUUCUCUUCUCGUUGGCGGGGCCCCUUUGGUCCCUCGGCUGCGGGCACAGUGUAGGACAGGAGGGCCUCCCACCCCUCACUCUACGCCGCAGCCAUGUCAACAAGAGAGGCCGCCGCCACGACCGAGGCCCAGGAACCGGGCAGCAGGAUCAAAUCCAGCAGCCCUCGCCAAAUCCCGGUGGUCGGAGUGGUGACCGAGGACGAGGAGGCGCAACGUACUUUCAAGCCUAUGGACCUAAAUCGUGUCAUCAGACUCCUUGAGGAAACUGAUAAAGAUGAUUUAGAAGAAAAGCAAAUUAAAUCUGUCAAGAAACUCAUGGAGUGUUAUCAGAAUGGAUUUCCCCUAAGGGAUUUAGCACAGAUAUUUAAAAUUCUGAAUCUGUGUGCAGGAAAAAUUGAAAACCAACCUCGUUUUAUAGAAUCUGCAUAUAAUAUCUUAAAAUUAUGUGGCUUGCCAUUUUUGAAAAAGAAAGCAUCAGAUGAAAUAACCUAUGCUGAAGAUACUGCUAAUUCAAUUGCACUACUGGGUGACUUAAUGAAAAUACCAAGUUCUGAAUUGAGGAUACAAAUCUGUAAGUGUAUUGUGGACUUUUAUCAUGCAGAACCACCAAAGAAGCAUAUUACAGGUUACCAGCAAGCUAGUUCAUCAUAUAAGAUUCAAAUGGCUGAAGUCGGAGGAUUGGCAAAAACAAUGGUCCUGUCAUUGGCCUUGCUGGAAAAUCAACUUGUUGAGAAACUUUGGGUGCUUAAAGUUCUGCAACAUCUCUCAACUUCUGAAGUUAAUUGUACUUUAAUGAUGGAAGCACAAGCAGCCAGUGGAAUCUGUGUUCACCUCAAUGACCCAGAUCCCUCUGGACAGCUUCUAUUUCGUUCAUCAGAAAUACUUUGGAACUUAUUGGAAAAAACUUCAAAAGAAGAAAUCAUACAGCAGCUUAGUAAUUUGGAAUGUUUGCUGACUUUGAAGGAAGUAUUUAAAAAUCUGUUUAUGAGAAGUUUUAGUCAUUAUGAUCGUCAGCUUAGAAACGACAUAUUAGUGAUCACUACAAUUAUAGCUCAAAAUCCUGGAGCACCAAUGAUUGAAUCUGGCUUUACCAGGGAUUUGAUACUAUUUGCAACCUUUAAUGAAGUUAAAAGUCAAAAUCCUUUGGUCAAAGGUCUUAAACUUUCUAAUUGCUAUGAAGAUUUUGAGUUGAAGAAAUUGCUAUUCAAUAUAAUCGUGAUCUUAAGUAAAGAUUUACCUACUGUACAGCUAUUAAUUGAUGGCAAAGUUCUUUUGGCUUUGUUUACUUAUGUUAAAAAGCCUGAGAAACACAAAAUAAUUGAAUGGUCUGCAGCACAAUAUGAAGAAUUGCAAUUGCAUGCAAUUGCCACUUUGUCAUCACUGGCUCCUUUAUUAAUAGAAGAGUAUAUGCUAUACCAGGGAAAUGCCCGAGUCCUUGCAUUUCUAGAAUGGUGUGAGAGCGAAGAGGCCUUCUUUAGUCAUGGGAACAGUUUUCAUGGCACAGGUGGCCGUGGCAACAAGUUUGCCCAGAUGCGUUACAGCUUGAGACUCUUGAGAGCCAUGGUCUACCUUGAAGAUGAGACUAUAAACGAGGAUCUGUGUGAAAAGGGGACGAUCCAGCAACUGACGGGAAUCUUUAAAAAUAUAAUCAAGUCUAAUGACAAGGAAGAGGCCAUUGUUUUGGAAAUUCAAUCUGAUAUAUUACUUAUAUUAUCUGGUCUUUGUGAAGAUCAUGUUCCCAGGAAGGAAAUUUUUGGAACUGAAGGAGUGGAUAUAAUUCUUCAUGUAAUGAAAACAGACCCCAAGAAGUUACAGAGUGGAUUAGGCUAUAAUGUACUUCUUUUUAGUACAUUGGACAGCAUUUGGUGCUGCAUUUUGGGAUGCUAUCCUUUAGAGGAUUACUUUCUUGAAAAGGAAGGCAUUUUUCUCCUUUUGGAUUUAUUGGCGUUGAACCAAAAAAAAUUCUGUAAUCUAAUACUUGGAAUAAUGGUUGAAUUUUGUGAUAAUCCCAAAACUACGGCUCAUGUUAAUGCUUGGCGAGGGAAGAAAGGCCAGACAGCUGCUAGUCUUUUAAUUAAAUUGUGGAGAAAGGAAGAAGAAGAACUAGGAGUGAAACGUGAUAAACAUGGGAAGAUCAUUGAUACAAAGAAACCUCUAUUUACUAGUUUUCAAGAAGAGCAAAAAAUUAUACCACUGCCUGCUAACUGCCCGACUAUUGCAGUUAUGGAUGUUGCGGAGAAUAUCAGAGCAAAAAUUUAUGCUGUGUUGGGCAAACUAGAUUUUGAAAAUUUACCUGGCCUAUCAGCUGAAGAUUUUGUGACCCUCUGUAUCAUACAUAGAUAUCUUGAUUUUAAAAUUGGAGAAAUAUGGAAUGAAAUAUAUGAAGAAAUAAAAUUAGAAAAGUUAAGACCAGUCACUACAGAUAAAAAAAUUUUGGAAACUAUUACAACAGCAUCAGAAAAUAUUGGAAAGAUGGUUGCUUCUCUGCAAAGUGAGAUGAUUGAAAGCCAAGCGCGCCAAGAUGUGCAAAAUGAACAAAAAGUCUAUGCAAAAAUACAAGCCACCCACAAGCAAAGAGAACUGGCUAAUAAAUCAUGGCAAAAUUUCUUAGCUAGAACAUCAAAUGCUAAAACUUUAAAGAAAGCAAAAAGACUUCAGGAAAAAGCUAUAGAAUCCUCUAGAUACAAUGAGCAACCACCAAAUACAAUAUUUCACCAGACAGAUAUUAAAGGCCUUAACACAACGGUUCUCUCUGGCCGGGUAGUAACAGUGGAAAGCACUCCUGCCCAAUUAAUGGGAGGACCUCUGGCUGAUACAGAUAUUGCUCUUAAAAAAUUGCCUAUUCGAGGAGGAGCCUUACAGAGGGUGAAAGCAGUAAAAACUGUGGAUGAGCCAAAGAAGAGCAUUCCUACGUAAAAUACUGGAGAUUUCUGAAGUAAAUUCUGCUUAUAACUUUUUAGUUAAAUAUAUCAAUAUACAAAUGUAAAGCAAAUAUUUUAGUAAAAUACUAUAAAAAAUAAAAGUAAGUACAUAGAAUUUAUUUUUAUUAAAAAUAUCAACAUAUAGCAUCAGAAGACUUGUCACCAGUUACUUUGGAAAGAUUACUAAUUCUCUUAACUGAAAUUGUAAAACAUACUGUAUCAGUUAAGACUCUUGCAGUCGCAUGUGAACUACUCCAACUGGUUUAAGCCCAGAAAAACACUUUUACAGGUUCAGUAGCCAUCAAAUCUAGGAAUAAUUAAGACUACAGGCAUUGUUGGACCUAGGGAGUAAAACUCUGAGUAGGACCUUCUCUUUCCCUAGCAGUUCCUGGAUUAUAUUCUCCCCAGGUGGAUAUCCAGUAGAGAAGAGUGCAUACCUCUCUCUCAACAGUCUCCACAACUGCCUCUGCAUCCUGGGACCCUGGAGUGGCCACAUGCCACUCCUGAGCCAUUCACCACGACUUUGGCCAGAUCUGAGUACUGCCUACUCCUGGAGUCAGAAGCAGGCCAACCCCAUCCAAAGCAUAUGAAUGGAGUGGGGAGUCAGGAUAUUGUUAUCAUAAGUUUAUAUCAAUACUGGGCGGCAAAAACAUUUGCAAGAAAUAUGUUGGUCAAAGUAAAGUAAGUUAUCUCUGUUAUGAAAAGCAAAUGUUAGUCAUGAGCUCAAUAAUAAAAAAUAAAAAUACAGAUGGUUUUAAUCUUAAUAUUAUAAACAUGCAAAGCAAACUCUAAUGCUACAUCUCUUCUUUAAUGAGAAAGGGAAAGGGAGAGUGGGGGAAGUAUUUUCCCUCCUUUGGUGGUGGAGGUAUCUUGCCAAAGAAUAGGAGGUAGAAGCCUUAAUACUGGAUGCAGAGCAAAGUGUCUAUGUCCCUCUGUGCCAGUAUGAGGUUUCCAUAGCCUGUCUCCAGCCCCAUCAACCCCCUCCAACACCCAGGAAGCCACAAAGUUGAGUUCAUCUCCAGGGCUGGCAGAGACAAGAACCUGUUUUCUUAAACAGGAAAAUAUACUGGAAUUUGAGUCUAGAUGCUGGGCCCAUAGGAUCCAUUCAGCAGUGUACUGGUAAAUGUACAAGUGGCUCUUCAAGGGGAAAAAGCCCUCAUCUGUAGUGUUUGCUGAUUUGCAUGGUGUAAAUAUUCCCACCAGGACCAGUUUCAAGCUACCAACAUGACACUGCUGAAUGCAGAGUUAGGAAGAGAUGCAUAGAAUCCAACUUCAUUAUCAGAUAAGAGAAGGUUCUGUCACUCCACUGGGCCCAGCUUCUUCUACUUCCUCUUCCUCUUUCCUCCUCCUCUUCCUCCUCCUCCUCCAACUCACAUUCCCCCAGGAAUUUUCCAUUAUCCCGUUUGUGAAGAUGGUAGCAUCUGCAAUGAGGGAAGUAAUUGCACUGUUGUUAUUGUUCUAAUUGGAAUGAGUUGCCAUUACACUUUUGGCCAGUGGCCUCUCACCCUGGCCAAGUUGCCCAUUCUCCUUGUGGCCCACAGUAGAUAAUACACAUCAGCUUAUCAGUGAGCUUUGUUCUCUCCUGAUUCCUCUCUAUUACUUCUCUAUUACUACCACCGCCAACAAGAUAUUAGAAGACAUAAUUUGUUCCUCUUCUUCACAGCCCUAAGCACAAAUAUUCUAUGUAAAGGGGAGUUACUGAGACACAAGAGUGGAUGUGGGCAGAAACAUGCAAUGAUGAGAUACCCAUACAAAAAGUAUACCCCAGGUAUAUCUCAGAUACACAUGGAAUCAAGAAGAAGUGUCCAUGGCUAAGAACAGUGAAUCUUUGCCCCAUUUUGUAGACUAUAAGAUCCUUCCCCAGACUCUAGCUCCCUACGGACAAGGUAGAAACCAUAUCUCAUUAUUUUAACCAACACUUCAGGAAAUAAACUAUUGAAUAAGUGUGAUGAUGGCCUCAGCUCCUGGCAGCCUUUCCUUUGAGCUCUGCAUAUGCAGCAAAUUUCUGAGCUCAAAGCACAGAUUCAGCCAACAAAAUACAGGUAAUGCUCAACGCAGACAUGAUAACAUAGUUCACAUGUAUUUACUUCAUGACAGUGACAGACUCUCUAAAAAGCUAAGGCAUAAAUACUAUUAUACUAAUAUAACCAAUGUGUAGAAGUAAAAUUGAUAUUAUUUGAUGGAAUAUCGUUUUUUGUAUGUAGUACAACCUGAUAUCUCCAGAUUGAUUAGGACUGGCCACAAUCAAAAUAAUCCGUGAUGUCUGUGGACCUUUCCCUUGCCAUGUAAAUCUUACCUGAGGAAAAGUAAAAUAGGGCAGGUUAUUACCUAGCAGCCAUUUAAUAGCCAAAGAAAUGUAGGUGGAUGGAAGGUAGUCAUGUUGCUUAAUUCAGACACUUGUGCUUGGUAGACAGACUGCACGCAAGUUUGCAAAUUACAAUUCCAGCCACCCUGCACCAAGCAAGUGAAUCAGUCUACCUGUCUGACAAUGGCACUAACUCUAAGAAGUCUCCCUGUCUCUUCUCACAUCCUUUGCUCCCACACCACUCCUGAGCCCAAGGGGAUGUACUGCCUAGCCUAUCCAGCCUGACUCAGAGGUGGACACUUUCCUUCCAGGAGUCAGUUGAGACAAAAUUUCAAGCUUUCAAACUGAAACUUUUGCUAAUAAACUAAAUGAAAAAGAAGUCAAAAGAAUAAAAAUGAUGAAGUUUAGUGAGGAUAGAUGAAAGUGGCUUCAACAUUUUUCAAUAAUGAGAUUUUUACCACAUGAAGGAGCUCGUUCCAUGGUUCAACUCUGUUAGCCAGUGCGUACUUACACUGGAUGAAAACCAGUGAAUAAUUAGGUGAAUAACUUUCAUUUAUCUGGUCCUCAGUCUGCCUUCUGAAGCACGAUGUACAUUUCAUAUCACAGGAAAAAACUAUGAUGUUCACUCUUAAGUUUCUUCAGGUCAAAUAUCCAGUUUCCUUAUUCAUUCUUAUUUAAUCAUUCCAGACUUUAUGAAUCUGGCCAGCACCUUCUGAAGUGCUUGUUAUUUGUUAAUAUUCCUGUAUACUGUGACCAGCAAAACUGAACAAAGAUAUCCUGGUGUAGGAGGACCCAUGGAGGGUAUAAAACUAGUCCCUCUCAUUUUUAUACACUUUCUGCCAACACAGCCUAAGCUUAUGUUAGUUUCAUUAGCAACCAUGUUUCAUAAUUGCUUGUAUUUAGUUUACAGUUAAGGAAAUCGUCAAGGAUGCCUUCUGAGAAAGAGAAACCGGCCUAAUACUAUGAGGUCAAAAUUCUGUAGAUACACCCAGUGCCCAGAUCAGUGCCUAAUAACAUUCUCCAAUGAAAGAAACCAGGGCUCCUUGGAGACAUGGCUGGUUCUGGGGAUGGGGCAGAAAUAUACAAGAUGAGUCUGGAGCAUCCUAUAGAGUUCCCAAUGGCCAAUGCUGGAACAAUUUGAGCAACAAAAUAAAUAAUGUAGUAUUGGAUUAUAACCCAAAGUAUAAAUAAAUGUACAUAAGUCCAUAUUGAUAUAAAUAAAUGAUGAAAGAAAAGGAAGGGAGGGAGGGAGCAAAGAGCUGGAUGCCACAUGCUUUGUGGCCUGUCUCCCCUUGAGGAAAAAGGCAGGACUUUGUGCCUUACAGCUCUAGCUCAAUGUAGGACACAUCAGAGCUGAAGUUCUAAUUCAGCGAUAUCAGGGCUGGGAAGAAACUGCGUUUCACAGGCCUUUGUAAGAGAUGUGUCCCGCGUGCGCUACGCUCUUCAUCCCCCCACUACCCGCCAGGAUCUGAAUUUCCAUCUGUUUUUAUUUCUCUUUAGCCUGAAGAACUUAGUAUUUCUUGUAGUGCAAGCCCAGAGUCAACACAUUUGUUUAGUUUUCUUUAUCUGAAAAUGUAUUUCAUUUCACCUUUAUUCUUGGAAGCUCAUUUUCACUGGAUGUGUGAACACAUCUGAGAUGAUGUGGUUUUGAUCCCCCACCCCCAGCACUUUAAGGAUGUUCCACCAUCUUCUGGUCUCCAUUAUUUUUCUGAUGAGGAGCUGUCCAUCACUCAAAUCAUAAUUCGCUUGUACACAACACGUCAUUGUUCUCUGACAGCUUUCAAAAUAUCUUUAGCUUUCUGACAUUUGAUGAUACUAUGCCUAGAUGUAUGCAAUGCAAUUCUGAUGCUAACUACCCAGUAUUAGGUCAAAUUUCACAAGUUAAGAGCACAUUCCUCCCCUCACUUCAGAAACCAGCUGCAAGCUCCAGGGUUCCCAGGCCACCCAUGCUUCUGAUCAACUGGCAACAAAUUCAGAGGUUCCCACCACCAACUAAGGUUCUGUAAUAAGCUAGAAUGACUCACAGAACUCAGGAAAGCACUAUAUGUGUAAUUAUAGUUUUAUUAUAAAGGCUAUAAAUCAGGACUAGCCAAGUGAAGAGACCCACAGAGUGAGGUCUGGGAGGGUCCCAAACAUAAAGCUUUUGUGUCCUCAGAACAUGUCACCUGCCAGGCACACCGAGGUAUAGUUACCAAUCAGGGAAGCUCACCUCAGUGCCCAGACUUUUUACUGGAGUUUCAUUACAUAGGCAUGAUUGAUUGAAUCAUUGGCAACAUACUUCAACUCUAUCUCCAGCCCACCCUGCCCUCUUCAGAGGUUGGGCUCUUAUCACCUAACUCAAAGCCCCAACCCUGUAAUUACGGGGUAGUCAUUCUGGUGUGGCCAGCCCCCAUCCUGAGUCAUCUCAUUAGCAUAAACUCAGGUAUGGUCCCAGGGGCCUACCAUAAAUAACAGAGACAUUCCUAUUACUCCAAGAAAUUCCAAAAAUUUAGAGGUUAUCUCCUAGAAACUAGUGACAAAGGUCAGCCAAAUUCUUUAUUAUAAAAUAGUGUAGUUUUUUUGUAUUUAUCUCAUUUUGGAUUUG
Messenger RNA from Equus quagga, 7923 nucleotides. RefSeq names its product cilia and flagella associated protein 69 (gene CFAP69). Bases 207 to 3029 code for a protein of 940 amino acids. The record is from RefSeq and is a predicted model, not a curated record. NCBI's taxonomy places the organism in Eukaryota, Metazoa, Chordata, Mammalia, Perissodactyla, Equidae. The transcript has 23 exons. Gene Ontology annotation, biological process: olfactory behavior; positive regulation of flagellated sperm motility; response to odorant. Gene Ontology annotation, cellular component: sperm midpiece; non-motile cilium.